Caenorhabditis briggsae is the source of this 675-nucleotide messenger RNA. The record is from RefSeq and is a predicted model, not a curated record. The transcript has 5 exons. Lineage: Eukaryota; Metazoa; Nematoda; Chromadorea; Rhabditida; Rhabditidae. Bases 1 to 675 code for a protein of 224 amino acids.
AUGGUUAUGGUCAAGUUUCAAGUUUCACAAGUGAAGACUAUUUUAAAAGCAACCUCGAAACAAGAUGCGAAUUUCGGAAUUUUCCUGAUCCCAAUAUCAAUUGGGAUCCCUGCACUUGCUCUUGUCUGUUUGGGAUACAUCCCAAAAUCAGAAGUUUUUCCUCAAGAGAUAAUGAAUAAGAUGAAGAACCAAGGAAUGGCGACAACGCUAACUAUACCUAUGGCUCUAGAAAUGGCAAAUAUUAUGCCACUAAUUUGUGCAUCAUUCAUCUUUUUGGUUAUGCUGGUGUCAAUAAUUUUUGCAAUAUCUUGCUUCGUGCGAAUCAAGAUUUUAAUGAAACAAAAGUUUGCGGCUAGCACAAGCUCAUCGUCGAAAAAGUCGCAAGAUCAAUUGAACACAAUGCUUCUGAUUCAAUUCAUUUUCCCAUUUUUCACUAUUCAUACACCAAUUCUUAUCACAUUUUUUCUUCCAUUUUUCGAUAUUAAUUUGGAAUUUUUAUCGGAUAACAUGUUGUAUUUAUCUGCAUGGUGUCCAGCAGCAAAUCCGAUUAUUGUGAUGAGUGUGGUUAAGAACGUUCGAGAAGUGUUACAAGACAAAUUUCUACCGAGGAAGAUCUCUGUUUCAGAUGGAAAAUCUUCCACUCAAGACGUCGUUCUCCAGAAAAGAAGUCGUUGA